Molecule: messenger RNA, 1843 nt
Organism: Chanos chanos (milkfish)
Lineage: Eukaryota; Metazoa; Chordata; Actinopteri; Gonorynchiformes; Chanidae
Gene: cald1a
Product: caldesmon 1a
Exons: 15
Coding region: 119-1738 (539 amino acids)
Biological process (GO): muscle contraction; actin filament bundle assembly; angiogenesis
Cellular component (GO): actin cytoskeleton
Molecular function (GO): actin binding; calmodulin binding; myosin binding
Source: RefSeq, a predicted model, not a curated record
UCUUCAAACGACCGAACAGUCCUGUUCACCAUCUCACUUUGGUUGUUGAUUCCCACACCGUUACAAGAACAUCAACUUUGUUCUCCUUUUGAGCAGUGCACCCCUCAAGGACUGAAGGAUGGAUGACGACUUUGAGCGGCGCAGAGAACUCAGGAGGCAGAAACGGGAGGAGAUGCGUCUGGAGGCAGAGAGGAUGGCCUAUCGAAGGAAUGAUGAGGAUGAGGAGGAGGCAGCUCGUGAGCGCAGACGAAGGGCCCGUCAAGAACGACUGCGCAGUAAAGAGAGUGAGGAAGUGACCAACCCACCAGAAGAAAGUGUGGAGAUGAACAACAGCCACAGUGUUUGGAUGACGGAGAGCGUGUCCCAUUCUGUAAUGAGCGGAGGUUCUGGGGCAGCAGAGGACGAUGAGGAGCAGGCUCUGUUGGAGCGCCUGGCUAAACGAGAGGAACGAAGGCAGAGGAGAAUGAAAGAGGCACUGGACAGACAGAAGGAGACGGAGCCUUCCGAGUCCACUGAUUACAGCUCUCGCUGGGGUCGCCACCAGGCAGAGACCGAAGAUGAACCGCAGCCAAACAACAGUCAGCAGGAGGAGGAGGAGAAGCAGGAGGUGGAAGAGGAAGCUGCUCCAGUGGAAGAAGUACAGGCAGGGAAUGAGGAGAAUGAGACAGAGGAGGUGAUAGAGGAGAAACCACGCAGAUCUUACCUGAGGGUACAGGAAUCCCUUGAGGAAAUGAAAAUACAACACGAGAGAGAGGAGGAGGAGGAGGAGGUGUCAAGGAAAAGAGAGAAUAAACAGCAGAACGGAGGGGUGCACGAGGACACCACUUUCAAACACAAGAAACCGGAGAGAACUCUUAGCCGUGGCAGCCUGCGUUCACCAGAGGCUCAGGCAGAGGAGGUGGAUGACGACGCUCGUGUGGAAGCUGAGAGAAAACUGGAGGAGCUGAGACGCAGGCGAGAUGAAACCGAGAAUGAAGAGUUUGAAAGAAUGAGACAGAAACAACAGGAGGCCGAGGCAGAGCUGGAGGAACUGAAGAGAAAGAGAGAGGAGAGAAGGAAGAUUCUGGAGGAAGAAGAAAGACAGAGGAAGCAGGAGGAGGCAGAGAGAAAGGCCAGAGAAGAGGAAGAAAAGAGGAAGAUGAAAGAGGAGAUUGAGAGAAGGAGAGCAGAGGCAGCAGAGAAGCGACAGAAGGUGGAGGAGUGCAUGGAUGGAGAGAACAGGAAGCCCUUUAAGUGCGUCAGCCCCAGAGGAUCCUCUCUGAAGAUUGGCGAGAGAGCAGAGUUUCUGAACAGGUCUGCACAGAAAAGUGCCGUAAAGACAACCCACACUCCUGUGGUAUCUAAGAUUGAUAACAGACUGGAGCAGUACACGUCUGCUGUACAGAGUAAUAAGGAGGUAAAGUCUCCCCGGUCCACUGCUGUAGAUAUGCCCAUGGUAACUGAUGGUAUACGCAGCAUUAAGAGCAUGUGGGAGAAAGGCAAUGUAUUCAGCUCCCCAGGAGGCGUCAGCUCUACCAACAAGGAUGCAGCUGGGAUAAAGGUGGGCGUGGCCAGUCGCAUUAAUGAUUGGUUGAAUAAAACUCCAGAGACUGGCAAAACAUCAGGAGGAAGACCUAUGGACCUGAAGCCAGGAGACGUCACCAGCAAACGUAAUUUAUGGGAAAACAAAGGAUCCUGUGCUACCAAGGUGACAAGCAGAGGGGACGACAAAUCUUUUGCCAAUGGAUCGGGACAUUAACCAUUCAGAGAAGGCACAGAGACUGGAGCAAGCAGAAUGCCCAAUCAUCUUUUUAAAAGCAUUGUAAUACCAAAAAAAUCAAAUUCCAACACAUAUGCGCACGCA